AGCUUUUUAAACUAAGUACCAGAUUUUACAUAAUAGCCUAUUCUGUUGACAGAACAGACUGGCAGCGGAUGGGGUUCUGAUAGGGGGUUCUGUUGAUUUAGCCUCAGAAAAGCAAAGGCAGUAGGCCUUCUGUUAACUCGUAAGACAAGUUCUGCUGAACACAGAUACCAAGUCUAAGGAGUUAGACAGUUCUAUCUAAGUGAAAAUAUUUAAAGCAGUUACUGAGGCAGAUGAGAUUAAAAAUGCAACUUGGAGUGUAAAUCAAAAUGGGGCCCCUGGGCCAGAUGGUUUCAAUGGAAAUUUUUUCAAAAAAUGCUGGCAAAUUGUGGGUAAGGAUAUGGUUAAAGCAGUGCAGGACUUUUUCAUGGGAAUGUCUAUUCCACCUGGAGUAUCUAGUUGUCUAGUGGUGCUCAUUCCCAAAUCUGUCAACCCAUCUACUUUUGGUGAUUUUAGGCCCAUUUGCCUCUCUAAUUUCAUCAAUAAAGUUUGCACAAAAGUUUUAACUGACAGAUUGACAGUUAUUCUUCCUAAACUCAUUUCUCCUGAACAAAUUGGUUUCAUGAAGAAUAGGGACAUUUCAGAACACAUCCUCAUUGCCCAGGAGAUGAUUCAUUCUAUUGACAGAAAAAUUAGAGGAUCUAAUGUUGUUGUGAAGCUGGACAUG
Cuscuta europaea is the source of this 664-nucleotide messenger RNA. The record is from the annotation of a GenBank genome assembly. Lineage: Eukaryota; Viridiplantae; Streptophyta; Magnoliopsida; Solanales; Convolvulaceae.